Messenger RNA from Lachancea mirantina, 513 nucleotides. Lineage: Eukaryota; Fungi; Ascomycota; Saccharomycetes; Saccharomycetales; Saccharomycetaceae. The record is from the annotation of a GenBank genome assembly.
AUGCUACCUCUUUACCUGUUGACCAACUCCAAUGGCCAGCAUAUGCUAAUAGAAUUGAAAAACGGUGACACCGUGCAAGGACAAUUGACAAAUGUGGAUAAUUGGAUGAACCUAACAUUGGCAGAUGUCACACAUACAGCGUCCAACGAAGUGAUAACGCUACCCGAAAUUUACGUAAGGGGCAAUUUUAUCAAAUACAUCAAAUUGCAACAAGACGUUAUUGAAAAGGUCAAACAAUCUAGCGCACAACAACAGUCGCAAGGUCACCAUCAAAACCGGGAUUUUAGAAGAAGACAAGGCGGUGGUGGUAACAGACGUGAUAACGAUAGAAGGUUCAACCAAGGUGGUAAUCAAAAAAGAAACGAAGGACGUGGAUCUCAUUACAAUGGUGGAAAUCGUCGUUACAAUAACCAAAGACAAAGCAAUGAUGGAAACCAUUCCAGUGCGAUGGGUGGAUUUGUUCAGCACCAUCAAACAAGCGCACAACAGCCGGCCUCACUGGGACACAACUAG